AUGUCUAAUAAAGAUUACUAUAAGCAAUGGCUACAAUUAAAAGAGCAGAUACAAAAAGCGUCUUUGGAAGAUGAUCGUCUACAAGAGUUAGCCGUGGGCUCCAUCGGUAUCAAACCACAAGCUACGGCUGUAGAAAUAGUAGCGCGUGUCUAUUGCAAAUAUUGUGAAAUAUACAAUAAAUUAUGUGAUUGUUAUGAUCAAAUGGAGCAAGUGCAAAGAAGGCCAUAUAUACGAAAGAUAAUUGAUGCUAUUACCUGCAGACUGUUUGAGUUGAAAUUAUCGUUAGAAGAAAUCGAAGCAUUUGAAUUUACAUAUUCAGAUAAUGCACUUCAACAGUUGCUUAUGGUUCCUCAGGAUAUUGAAAUCAUGUGCCCAUUUCAUUAUCCGUUUGAAAUAAGAGAAGAGGAAAUGCAAUACAUAAUUGAUGAAAUCUUAGCCGGGAACCGAAUCGGUGAUCCAACCCCAACACCUUCAGAAAUAGAACGGAAAGAAGAAAAAAGAUUAGAAGAAGAAGCUAGAGCAAGAGAAGAAAAAGAAGCUGAGAUGAAAAGGCGCAUGGCAAUGGGUGAAGAACUAUCUGAUGCUGCAUCGUCAGUGCAGCUCUCUCCAAAAGAGCUUGAAGAAAUGAGAUUGUUAGCUGAAUAUAAUGGCCACAUAAAUAAUAUACAACGCAUGGAAAGGUCGCGUUAUAUGAUUAGAGAAAAGACGAAAAAGUACAACAAAGAUGAAAACUUAUACUUGGACCUCGCUGGAUUGAAAAAACCUCCAGCUCGUGAAUCCUUGCGAAUACGUGCUGCUUUAUUAAUACAAAGAAUAAUUAGAAAAUUUAUGGAGGUUAAACGGUACCGUACAAGAGACAACAAGCUAAAAAAUAAACUAGGUAUGAUUAUUCCAUCUUGGUCUCCCCCCUCACAAAAAAUUCAAUUAGAAAAAGUAAAAGAAGACAGAAGGACUUUUAGGAAGAAAUACUACCUAAAGUGGUUAGAAGCAAGCAUGAAAGAAAAUGCUCGAGUUUUAAGGCUGCGAGAAGGUAACAUUAUGGAGGAUAUUUCUGAUGAAAUUCGUCAAUGGCUCCGUGAAUGGUAUUCGGAAGUCCGAAUCUUUGACGAAUUUCCUUAUCCUGAAGAAGGAGGUUCGAUUUUAAUUGUAAAAGGAGAAACGUUUACCAUUGAAGAAUAUAUUGAAUGGAGAUUAGAGGAAGAUAAAAGACUUAAGGCAGAAGCCGGUAGUCCUAAAUCAAAGGAACAAAUUAAAGCAGAGAAAUUAGCAGCCAGGGAAGAAAAAAAAAGAUUACAAGCAGAAGCAAAAAUAAAAGAAGCAAAGCGCUUACUUGAUUAUAAAAAAUCUCGUCUUAAUCCAGAAGGAGACCCAGGUAUUUAUAUAAGAAUAGGAAUGGCUCUAGAAUCUGUGCAUGAAGCAUGGGAUCUUUAUCAAAAUCAAUGGAAAGAAUAUGAUACAACAGAUGCCCCAGAAGAAAUAUUAAAAGGCUUUAUUAAACAACUAAUAACAGACGACGCUUACAAAGAUAUUCAGUUGAAACUUAGACCAAUUGUUGAUGAUAUGAUGCGAUUGGAGUUGAAUUUACUUAGAAACUCUCUGAAAGUCGACUACUUAGCAGCGGGGAUUGCAAAGCCUCCCCAAAGCAUGAAACGUAAAAAACCUAAAAAAAUUAAGCCUCCGAAGCCUGACAAAAUACCACCAGCUCGCAUGUUUCAGAUGUUAGUCGAUGAAGGUAUUGUAAGGAAGUAUCCAAAAACAACUUUAGAAGACUACUGGGGCGAUAGAAAUUAUGCGGCUGCAGAUAUGAGGGCUGUGCUUUGGACACCUUCUUUUCCACCCAGCUGUAUAGGUGAUGUCAAAGAAUUGAUAAAAGUCCGUUGUAUACUGACAAUGGGUUCUACAUGUCCAAAUGCAGUAAGGUCUCAGCUUCUUGUGGGUCCUAAAGGAUCGGGUAAGAGAACUUUAGUCUAUGCAAUCGCAACCGAAACUAACGCAAUUUUGAUAGAUCUAUCCCCCAUGAACGUGUACGAUAAAUUCCCGGGGCCUAAAAACUUAAAAACAAUGUUUCAACUAGUAAAUAGAAUUAGUAAAUUAAUGCAACCCACCGUUAUAUUAGUAGAUGACGCGGAUAAACUAUUUUAUAAAAAAGUUCCGAAAGAAGAAAAAAUCUUCGAUCCAACACGACUAUCCAAGGACUUUUUCAAAGAAGUUUUAAAACCAAUUCAAGCUGAUGAUAAAAUACUAAUAUUGGGGACGGCUUCAGAGCCUUGGCUUGCGAAAAAUCCCCUAAUGUAUAAAGUGUUUCCUUCGACAAUAUUAUUACCUCGAUCCGAUUACGGAAGUAUCUCUUUCGUACUAACACAUAUGCUAAUGAAAUAUCACGGCAUGGACAGAGAGUUUAAUGUUCAUAGUGUAGCUCAAGCACUAAGAGGCUAUGACAUCAAUACAAUAAGAAAGGGCGUCGAUUCUCUGUUGUGUGGCAAAAGAGUUGCUGAAUUAUAUCACAGGCCCUUAGAUCCUGUGGAAGUUGUUAACGCUGUUUUAGAUUAUGAGGGUGGGGUAUUUACAGGUGUUGAUGAUUACGAAAUGUAUAAAGAAUGGUAUAUAUCUUAUUCACCUUGGGGAACAAGGUAUUUGGACUAUAUGCAAAUGUUAGAAUCACAAUUGACCUACAAAUUGAAAGCUGAAAAGAAGAAAAACUAA
Messenger RNA from Pieris macdunnoughi, 2703 nucleotides. The record is from the annotation of a GenBank genome assembly. Lineage: Eukaryota; Metazoa; Arthropoda; Insecta; Lepidoptera; Pieridae.